Molecule: messenger RNA, 1302 nt
Organism: Penicillium olsonii
Lineage: Eukaryota; Fungi; Ascomycota; Eurotiomycetes; Eurotiales; Aspergillaceae
Source: the annotation of a GenBank genome assembly
AUGAGCGCCUCCUAUCCGUCCUGGAAGGACCGCACCCAAAAUCAGCUGGGAAAGCUUCAGAUUCAGGUUCCAUGGCGCUCCUUCCAGCUCCUAGUGCCGCACCGCAUGCGCCGCAAGCUCCGAUCUAAGCUACGGAGUCGCCUGUCACCCACUUCGUCCAUCUCCACCCUGCAGACAUCCUUCUCGCCUGUCGACACCCUCAGAUCCUUACAGUCCCACCGCUGGACAACCUACGAUUUCCAGUACCUGCUGCUGCUGAUCGUGGGAAUCUUCUCACUUACAAUUAUUCAAUCUCCCGGUCCCCUGGGAAAGACGGCGAUUGCCACCGGGCUCCUGUGCUCUCUGCUGAUGCCUGUGACUCGGCAAUUUUUCCUGCCAUUCCUUCCAGUCGCGGGAUGGUUGAUCUUCUUCUACGGAUGCCAAUUCGUCCCAAGCGAUUGGCGACCGGCCAUCUGGGUCCGAGUUCUGCCCGCAAUGGAGAACAUCUUGUACGGCGCCAACAUCAGCAACAUCCUUUCCGCGCACCAAAACGUGGUGCUGGACGUUCUGGCGUGGAUUCCCUACGGAUUGUGCCACUACGGAGCGCCUUUUGUGGUUUCGCUCCUGCUCUUCUUCUUCGGUCCUCCCGGAACCACCCCCCUCUAUGCCAGAACUCUCGGUUACAUUAGCAUGAUGGCCGUCUUCAUCCAGCUUGCUUUCCCUUGCUCGCCACCCUGGUACGAGAACCUGUACGGUCUUGCGCCCGCCGACUACUCCAUGCAGGGCAACCCGGCCGGACUCGCCCGCAUCGACAAGCUGCUCGGUAUCGACCUGUACACCUCUGGAUUCAAGCAGUCUCCCGUCGUCUUUGGCGCUUUCCCAUCGCUCCAUGCGGCCGAUUCCACCUUGGCUGCCUUGUUCAUGAGCCACGUGUUCCCGCGCUUGAAGCCCCUCUGGGUUACUUACACCUUGUGGAUGUGGUGGGCUACCAUGUACCUUUCGCACCACUACGCGGUCGACCUGGUCUGCGGUGGUCUGCUCGCCACGGUGGCCUUCUACUUCGCCAAGACCCGUUUCCUGCCCCGCGUUCAGUCCGACAAGAUGUUCCGUUGGGAUUACGACUACGUCGAACUCGGUGACAACUCGCCUGAUUUCGGAUACGAUCUCGCUAGCCUGGACGGUGACUUCAACCUGGACAGCGAUGAGUGGACGGUGGGCUCCUCCUCGUCUGUUUCAUCGGGAUCUUUGAGCCCCGUGGACGACCACUACACCUGGGAAAGCGAACACCUCACCUCGAACCACGACAUCGAGGCAGGUCGCUAA